CUUUGCACACAAAAUUUGACAAACAUGCGUCACAAAAUAAAUUCCACACAGCAAUUAAAAGAAGAAGAAGAAGACGAAACAAAAACAAAAACAUGCCAAAACUGUCAGGGUCACUUCCGGAAAAAAUCACAAAGAGACUAACGUGCCAACACAAAGAGGAGCGAAAAAGCCCAAAUUUUCCUCCAAAUCCAAUUAAUUCAGAAGGACGAAGAAGUCAAAAAUUUUAUUGUCCUUCAACCCGGACACAUACAUCCACUCCACACAAUCAUUACAGGUGACGAGACAACACAGCUCACACACCAUUCACACAACAUAGAAUCAACAUCCACACAAUCAUUACAGGUGACACACAGCGCACACAACAGUCACACAACAGUCACACAACAGUCACACAACAUAGAUUCAAACUCCAUUCCACACACUCAUUACAGGUGACGAGACAACACAGCUCACACACCAUUCACACAACAUAGAAUCAACAUCCACACAAUCAUUACAGGUGAGUGUAUAUUACACAUUUACCUUAACAUUUUAUGGUCCUCCGAGACCUUGGUCAACCAAUUUGAGUUGACUCGGAAGCAGCGCUAAAUGAUUACAGUCCUCGUUUAGAAAUUGCUCUGCCAAAUAUUUAUAAUAUCCCCCGAGUUCCCAGUUUUUUGCAAAGUAAGGGCAUAAUUCAUUCGACAUGCCUUUAGUGGAGAAGAGAAUCACCCUUAAAGGGCACCUCACAAGAAUCGAAGCAUAUGUGGAAAGGGUCACUACUGAGCAACAGGUGGUCACAGAGGUGGAUGUACAGGGGAAUCUUACCAAGCUUAAAGACAUUGAAGUACAGUUGCAGGUGGUGCAUGAGUCGUUAGUUGCAAGCAAGACAGCUAAGGAAAAUGAAGCAGAAGAGCACGCUCUUUUGCAGGCUAGAAUAGAGCGACUUACAUCUCAGCUGUUGCAAUUAUUGAGUCAAUGCGAAGACCCGGAGGAAGAUGAAGCUAAACAGGAGGGUCCACCGGUGACUAUCCAUGAACCACAACAAGGGCCCUCAGCAUUUCAUUCUAUUCCUGAAUCCCUUACGAAUAAACCCCUCUUUUCCACUUCGGACAAUGUUCCUUGGGAGCCCCAUGCGGGACCCUCCCGACUACAUACCCCAAUACCUCAAACCAUGCAACCGAACCUUAUUUCGCUGGGAGAAGUGCUCAAUCGUCUCGUUGAGUUUCAAGCGGGAGCGGAAAUGAGGAACACAAGACUCCUGGACAAAAUUGGAGAGGCACUUCUUAGUGGAACUCAAAAUCAUAACCACGCACUCCCAAGACUACCAACCCUUUCCCUUCCUGAGUUUUCUGGUGAAUAUACUGCAUGGCAGCAUUUCAAGGACAUGUUCACCACCAUGGUAGACAGAGACAGUAGACUAAGUCACGUCCAAAAAAUGCAAUACCUUAUGAUGUCGGUGAAGGGAACUGCCAAGCGACUGAUUGAGGAUUUGGCGGUGUCAGCAGACAAUUAUGCCGUUGCUUGGAACGUGCUUUUGUCACACUAUGAAGACCAGGCUGCCGUUGUUCACCACCAUGUCCAGAAGUUCUGCAAGAUGGCAACGGUUACCAAUCCAACCCCGGCAAGCUUCAUGGAACUUUAUACCACAGCAAAUUCAGUGCUGAACUCACUGGAUGCCAUGAGCGUGUCUAGCAGAGAUCCAUGGGUCAUCUAUUUGUUGCUUAACAAACUUGAUCAGGAGACGAAAGUCUUAUGGUCUCGCGAGAUAACCAGCAACUCUCCUACCAUUCCAGAAUUCAUGCAAUUCUUAAAAAACCGCAUGAAAUCCAUUGAACGAUGUCACCCAAUAGUGUCCAAGGGAACCUCAGCUCCAACUAGACCGAGUUCAACAGUACCAUUUGGCACCAGGGGGUCCAACAGCACAGUCAUGGCAUCCACAUCCGCCAAUUCCACCGCUCGAUGUCAUGCAUGCAACCAAACAGACCACAAGAUUUUUAGAUGUCCCAUAUUUACAACAAUGGCUCCCAACGACCGCCUAGAAUUGAUUCGCAGCAAUAAACUCUGCCGCAAAUGUCUCACAGAUACUCAUCAGACCAAGGAAUGUACAUUUUUCGCAUGCAGGAAGUGUGCAGGACCUCAUAGUACGCUUCUUCAUGACGCAUUUGUGCUCGCUACUCCUCAACCAACAUUGAACACCGCAGCCGUAGCCACAGUUGAUCAAGUCGCCGAAGAUGACGACACACAAUCCCAGGGAUCUCAAACGCAUGAGAAUGUGGAGCAAUCAGCGGUGCUCGUUGGUUCGUCCACCUCCUCUAAGUCGGCCAGAAGAGUCUUCCUGGAGACGGCUGUAGUCAGAAUCCUCGAUAAACAUGGGAACCUGGUUCAGUGUAGAGCAUUACUGGACUCGGGUGCACAGGCAAACCUUUUGUCGCAAUCCUUUGCACAAAGACUGAAGCUGCCCUUCUCAGGCUCAGACACGGUGAUCGGUAGUGCAGGCGCAGGAACAACCCAAUCAAAAUAUGAAAUGAAAUGUGUGGUGAAGCCGCGAACCAAUCAGGAAGUUAGCUUCACACUGAUGUGUCAGAUUGUCCCAUCCAUCCUACAACAGAAGCUUCCUAAUUGGGAGGUUAACACCCAAGACAUUCCAAUCCCAGACGAACUGAUCCUGGCCGAUCCCGCAUGGCAUGUGCCACAGGGGAUUGACUUACUAAUAGGAAAUGAAUUCUACAAUGAUAUAUUAACCCACAAUAUAAUCCGUUUGGGCACCGGACUUCCGAUCAUGAAGGAAACCCAAUUUGGAUGGGUAAUUUCAGGAGCCCAUCGGAAUCAAAUGCCAGCUCAACAAACUGUAUGCAUGGCUGCCACUGUUUCAACACCACGGGAGGUUCUAUAUGCAGGUUCUCCAACGGUACCUCGUCAGUCUCCCAGUCAAAACCAGCGCCAUCCAGUAAACCCCAGACGUCAAUCACAAGACCUGAAAGAUGAGAUUUCUCCACGUCUCCACGGGAAAGUGACCCCAAGGGUCAGAUCCAAUCUAAACAUUUCACAUCACCAAGUUAUUAGGAACCCACCUGCAGAAUACAAGACAAGGACGAUAGUCAACACCAACUGGAAGUCACAUGGCGCUCUCUCGUUCAAGCUGAGAAGCGCAAGGCACAGAUUGUUAGCAUUUGGAGAUAUCAGCAUUGUGCGUGGUGACGCAAACUAUCAAGCAAUCAGCAGCGCAAGAUGGAACCAGAAAGAUGCACAAGCUCUGGGAGCUCGUUGGCAGGAAGAUAACUCCCCAUCAUCAGUCAUGAUGGUUGAGGGACUAUCGCCCUCAGCAUAGGCCCCCCCAGCAUGUUAACGCACUUUGCACACAAAAUUUGACAAACAUGCGUCACAAAAUAAAUUCCACACAGCAAUUAAAAGAAGAAGAAGAAGACGAAACAAAAACAAAAACAUGCCAAAACUGUCAGGGUCACUUCCGGAAAAAAUCACAAAGAGA
Molecule: messenger RNA, 3469 nt
Organism: Lutzomyia longipalpis
Lineage: Eukaryota; Metazoa; Arthropoda; Insecta; Diptera; Psychodidae
Exons: 3
Coding region: 686-3310 (874 amino acids)
Biological process (GO): proteolysis
Molecular function (GO): aspartic-type endopeptidase activity
Source: RefSeq, a predicted model, not a curated record